AUGUCGACGGACCCGGCGGGCGAGCCAACCCCUCUCAUGUCCAGGCAAGGGCGCGAGAAGCAGCGGUACACGCAAGACUCCCAGAGGCUCGUGGCCGGGUGCAUACCGGUCAGGGAUAACCCGCGCGUCAAGGGCGGCGUCGAGGUGUGCAUGGUCAGCAACAGGCACAACGACGGGUUGAUCUUCCCGAAGGGCGGCUGGGAGACGGACGAGACGGCGGAGGAAGCCGCGGCGCGGGAGUCGAUGGAGGAGGCUGGGGUCAGAGGUGGAACGUGCACGUACGUCGGAGAGUUUACGUUCAAAUCGCGCAAGAAGGCGUUGGUGAACGGGGGUAAGAAGGCGACGUGCCUGGCGCGGGUGUUUGUUAUGCACGUCACCGAGGAGAUGAGCGAAUGGCCGGAGCAGGCGACUCGGACGCGAACGUGGCUUCCAGCCGUGGACGCCAUCGAGCAGUGCAAGCACGACUGGAUGAGGGACGCGCUGCGCACGUGGGCGUCCACGAUGCCGGGCCUGGAAACCGCCGGGUGAGUGACGUCGGGGCGGGGGGGGGGUUGGUGUUGGAAGGGGGGGUGUUUUCGAGGGUUGUUCUUUCGAGCCGGGACACCUCGUUGCUCGUUCGCCAACUGCGCCGAGAUCGUCGCUGUACAACGUACGUGUAGCAGUCUGCUGUGAGUAAAAAAUGCUGAAAUG
Messenger RNA from Micromonas commoda, 690 nucleotides. RefSeq lists its product as hypothetical. The transcript has 2 exons. Gene Ontology annotation, molecular function: hydrolase activity. The record is from RefSeq and is a predicted model, not a curated record. Gene Ontology annotation, cellular component: nucleus; cytoplasm. The coding region runs from base 1 to 528 and encodes 175 amino acids. NCBI's taxonomy places the organism in Eukaryota, Viridiplantae, Chlorophyta, Mamiellophyceae, Mamiellales, Mamiellaceae.